Entrophospora sp. SA101 is the source of this 1905-nucleotide messenger RNA. The record is from the annotation of a GenBank genome assembly. NCBI's taxonomy places the organism in Eukaryota, Fungi, Glomeromycota, Glomeromycetes, Entrophosporales, Entrophosporaceae.
AUGGUUAACGAACAACUAAAAAACUUUAACAAAAUCAUUCAAAAGUUGGUGGAAAACCAACCCGAAUUAUUUAAUCAAGAGGAAAUCACCGCUUCUUUACAAGCGAUUGACAAUUUACUAGAAACUGUUCAACAACAAGCAACCGAGCUGGAAAAUAACAAACAAUUACUUUUUGCUUACCAAGCUCAAACUCAAGGUUUACAUACUAAAUUAACUAGGAAAAAACCACGAAGAUUAUCGCUCGAUAGUGGCGAAGUUUCUUAUGUCGAGGGCAUCAUGUCUCCCCGUCGGGGUUCUAGUCGUUCAGACCACGACCAUCCUUUUUCGCCUUUUUUGUCACCGCAUUCUCCUUAUUCCAAUGGUUCGGUUUCCCCCUCUAGUUCUAUCCUGGAGUUAGAUAAUAUUUCCAAUUUAGUGGAAGAGCGAGAGAAUGAAUUAACCGAAAGUGCGGCGGAAGUUAUCAGUACCUUACAAACUAGCGAAAGCAAUCUACGCCAACAAGUGGGUUCCUUAGCCCAUGAAUUAUCGCAAAAAGAAGAUUACAUUAAACAUUUAGUAGAAAAAAAAGAAGAGCAGGAAAAAAUAAUCUUGGAAUUGGAGCAAGUAAAGUCAGAAAAGACUACUUUGCAAGCCAAAUUGACUAAACUAGAAGAAAACAAUAAAAAAUUAGAAGAAGAGUUAGCCGAAACUAACAAUGAUUUUCUCUUAAUUACGGAAAAAAAUAACGAGUUAAAUAGGCAAUUGCUAGCUACUUAUCAGAAACAAACUGAGUUAGAACAAAAAUUGGAGCAUGAAAUCAAUGAGCGGGAACGGUUAGAAGAUAGCAAAGAACAAUUUUACUCUUCUUUAUUGGCUAAGUACCAAGAAAUCUGCCAAGCCAAGGAAUCUAGUGAACGAGAAAAAGAAGAAUUAGCUAAUUUAAUUCGCCAACAAGAAAAUGAUUACGAGCAAGAAAGAAUCCAACGAGAAAAAGUCUUCCAAAAACAGUUAGAUAAUUUACGAACUUUUCAAAUAAAUAGCAGCUUAAGAACCGAGGUUACUAAAUUACGAGGGCAAAGACAUCAUCAUAGUUUUAGUAUUGGUAGUGUGCCUAGUAGUCGGGCUAAUUCUCCUUAUGAUAUAGAAAUUAAGGAUGAGGAGAUAAUUUUUUCGACUAAACCUAAGUCCCGACCAGUAUCUUAUGAUUUAUCGGCAGAAUUAAAGAAACAAGGUUAUCAGGAACAAUCAGGCAAAUUCGGUAUUAUUACUAAGCCAGAAGAGAAUGUUUUCGAAACUUCCUUGGUCAAUCCCAAGCGGAAAUCAACCUCCUCACUGUUAAAUCAGUCUUUGCAACUGCCCCCCGCUAAUCAAGAAAGCAAUAAUUCCUUUGAUGCACUUUUUGCCAAUAUUGAUGAUUUAGUAAAAAUAGAAAACGAUGUUGCUUGUCAGCAAUUGCAAGAGGAAAAAAAGGCUUUAGAAGCUCAAACUCAAAAUGAAUUAGGUCAAAUUAAGUAUGAAUUACAAGAAAGUAAGGCUCGCCAAAGCCGAAUUGAUAAAGAAUUAGUAAAUGCUUAUAAUCAAAUAGAUGAAUUAGAAGAAAAGUUGCGUGAACAAGAGGCUGAUUUAGUCAACCAGAAUGAAAUUUCGCAAGAUGAAUUAGCCAAAGUAAGAAAUGAACGAGAUUCCCAACGAUUAACUUUUACUAAUUUAGCUGAUAAAGUUGAGCAUUUAGAAGAAGACAGUGAGGAAAAAAAACAGCAAUUGGACAAGUUGAAACAAUUAAACCAGCAACAAGAUUUAAAAAUCAAAGAAUUAGAAAAGCAACAAAAAGAAGCAAUUGUUGAUUUAGAUGGAUUAGAACAAAAAGAACGAGAAUUCUCGGCCUUAAUCGAACAAGCCGAACAAAUUUUAAAAAUAAGAAAAUAA